AUGGUCUCAGGAAACCUCGACGGCGACGGUGUGCCUGAGCUCGUCGCCGCCGUCCACACCAGCCAUAUCUCAGCGACUCGAGUCAUUGUCUCGGUCGUUCCGAGCUCUGUUGCUGCCAUCGCCGAUGGCUCGUUUCCGCGACCAGGUUAUGCGCCUGUUGCGGAGCCUGCUGCCUCGCCGCUGCUUUCCUUCUCAGGCUUCUACACCUCGAUGCUCCCGCCGUCAACGCCCGCCAUGGCCUCUAGUACGCUUGCCGUCGCUGACGUCAACGCCGACGGACAGGGCGAUCUAGUGUAUGCUGCAGCAAGCGGCUCUGCAGGCGGUGCGGUUGUCGUCUUGGAGCAGGCUACGUCAUCGCCAUACGCGUCGCACCUGGCAACGCUUCCGCUACCCGAGGAGAUGCGCUCUCUCCUGCUCAACCACGGGCUUCGCGUUCCUAUGGCUGUUGCCGACGUCGAUGGCGACGGUUCACAAGACAUCGUCUACUCCUCGGCCUACGACACGCCGUAUACCGUGGUCCAUGACCCUGACAGCUACAUCUUUAACGAUGUGCUCCUCGCCACUAACCCAUCCGGCACCGGUGCCUUCCUCGCGCCGAUCCGCCUCGCCUCCGUCACCAACGGCCGUGGCAUGGAGGCCCUUGCUCUAGCCGACAUGGACGCCGACGGUGACGUGGAUGUCUUGUUUACUGACACUGGUGGUGGCAGUGUCUGUGUUCUCUACGCCCUUGCCCCGGGCGUCUUCAACGAGACAUCCUCUCCGCCCGUCUGCACUGCCGUCGAGACAAACGUCGACUACAUGCAUGUUUUCGACUUUGACGCUGACGGUGACUUGGACAUCCUCGCCAUGGACUCUGACAAAAGCAUCUGGCUCAUUCCCAACGCCGCGGGGGCUGGCUCUCCGUUUGCCUACACUUCGUUGACACGCUCGGCUCCGUUCCCCACAUCCGCCGCCUACUCGUCACCGAUUGUUUUUGAUCCAGACAAUGAUGGUGAUCUGGAUAUCCUCUAUCCAAAGCCCGUAGACGGCUUUGUCUAUCAACGCUGUGAUGGUCUCGGUUCAUACACUGAACUCAUCAUCGCCCACGACCGUGAGCUUGUCUCUACUACGUACGGUGACCUCAACGGUGACUCCUUCCUUGACGUUUGUGCAAUUGACAACGUGAACAGACUGGUGUGCAUCCUGUACAACUCGGGUGCCGCCACCUUUGAUGCUCCCAUUGUGGCAUCGGGCUCUUACCUAUGGACCCCUUUGUACUCUACUAUUGUUCUUACCGACCUCAACGCCGACGGUCGAGACGACUUGGCCAUCAUGUCUUUCGACGACAACGCCAUGAAUAGUCUGUGGAUUGAGUUCAACGACGGUUCCGCCGUGCCCUUUGAUGGUCGACCCGACGACAUUCUUCUCGCUGGUGUCUCGGCCACCUCACGCUCCGUCUCUACCCGCAGCUCGCCCCCACCACGCAUCGACGCUAACAACGACGGCAUACUUGACUUUGCUGUCGUCCGGUAUGACCGGUCCUCAUUUGAUGUUGUCUCGUACGUCCCCAGCGGCAAGACUACUUUUGCGCUCUCCUCAGUCCACGCCCCGUACGCAAGCUACCAGUCAGUCUGGCUGCGUGACGUUGAUGGAGACGGCGAUGUUGACAUUCUUCUCUUCUCGUCGCCGUCCGUCGGCCAGUUCUCGCUCCUUCGCUCGCGCUUUGUCGAUGACGCCUUGUCCGCCGGCUCGACGCUAACUACCGAUGCCUCCACCGUCACCUUUGGCUCGCUUCCUGCCCACUCGGACAGCAGUGUGCCAUGGAUGGGUCCCGGCCCAACGUCGGGCACUGGCCUCGACUCGGGCUUCCUUGUCGGCGCGCAAGACUUUUUGGCCGUCCCACCCUCAGGAUCCAUCUACCACGUGACUGUUGCCGACUGGCUCGAUCCUGCCGCCUCCGCUGCUGUUACCACCGUACAUACCCGCUUUUUGCCGGCUGCCGGUACCACCCGUCCGUCGGCUGUCGCGUUCGAUGCCAACAACGAUGGCUUGCCAGACGUUGUUGCUAUCUACACCUACCCCACGCCCGAGUUGUACCUCAUUCUUGGCCCGACGUACAGCUCGCCGACCCAGAUCCCGACCGCGGGCCUGGCCUCACCGCCGUAUGUUCCUUUCGUCUUUGAUGCUGAUGACAACGGCGACCUCGACAUUGUCCUCACAGGCAGUGCGGCCACCUAUAUUUUCCCGUCAUUCGGCGACGCCACCUUUGGUGCACCUCGUCACGUUACAACCAGCAGCGGGUCCGCCCUCGACAUCGCUCUCUUCCGCAUGCCCGACUACAUGGAGCCCGCCAGUUCGGCCUGGAUUGUUCCGUCGAGUCGCGGGCUGGGCCUCGUCACUCAGCCCCGAGUCGAUGUCACCCGCCCACUCUCCUCCUCCGUCGGCACUGGCUCGCCGAAAUGCGAAGGUGUCCUAGGCACUCUUGUAGGAGACUUUGACAACGAUGGCCGCCCCGAUCGUGCAUGCAUUCACUUGACCAGUGGACUCCUCAUGCACCGCGGCUCGCACCUCGACCUCCGUCUCGCAGGCACGAGCGCAGGUGCCCUCGCCUUUGGCUCCGUCAUUCCCCCGCCUGACUCGGUCAUGCCCAUUGUUGUCGAUGUUGACGGCUCGGGCAUCCCCGACAUCGUCUACAGCUCAGCCGGAGGCAUCCACGUUAUUGUCUCGUCCAACAACCCCGCGGCCCCGUUCACUCUCCCUCCGAUCACCGUUCCGGGCUCAGCCAUGCUCGGCGCUAGCAAUCGGAUCGCCAUGCGCCUCACCUCGUCACCGCUGCCGUCCGUCAUCGGCUUUACCAACACGGCCAUGUACGCCAUGGACCCAACUGGUGACCCGGCUGCACCGCUGAGUGCCCCGCGGCUACUGGCAAGCUCCACUGUUAGCCGUGUCUACUUCCCCCAUGCUGUUGAUGUCGACAACGACGGCCACCUCGACAUCCUCUUUGCGACAAGCAAGAGCGUUGCGUUCUAUCGCGCCAACUUUUCUCUUCCGAACAACUUUGAGGACUCUGUCUCCCUCGUUACUUUUGCCAACAACAUCCAGCGCGCCCUCGCCGCAGACCUCGACAACGAUGGCUGCAUCGACCUUGUUGUCGACCUCAUCAUCGGUGACUAUGUCGGCACACGCUACCUCUACGGUCCUUACACCGCGUGGGCAACCGCCGAUCAGCAUAUUGUCUCGUUCUACCAUCCCAACGCCACCCACCUUCCCUAUUCCGCCGGCGGCGGUGCUAACAUGGCCUACUAUGACUACUUUAGCCUUCUCGACUACAACCGCGACGGCUACAUGGACAUUGGCAAGUUUCCGAUUUCGAGCCACACACUGCCUGGCGCCAUCAUCUACAACCGCGGGUCUGGUGCUCCUCCAGACAAGCGCUUUGUCUCGCAUACCGACAACUUGAUCACAGGGUACACCAUCAACACCACGCCCCUCAACAUCGCCGUGGACUACAACGGCGAUGGCGAGCUGGAUCUUGUUACCCGCAACCGACUCCAUCUCUCAUCGCCGCAGAUCGCGCGUCGCGCGCCCGUCACGGUCGUGGUUGAUCCUGUUCGCUGCGGCUACACCCUGGCAUGCAUUGUCGCUUCUGUUGCAGAGACCGGGACAUGCCUCGGCGACACUGUCCUGGUUCCCGGCGGAACCUACGCUGGCUGCGGCGUUUCUGGCCCGCUCACCCUCGCGCGCUCGAUCACCCUCGCGCCCGUUCCAGGGACAGGGGCCGUUGUCAUUGACUGUGCCCACAAUUCGUCUCCGUUUGCUGUCGGAGGCCGUUACGGCCUGCAUGUCACGGGUGGUGUCACUGUCACUCUUCGUGACAUGACCAUUGCCAACACCUUUACUCACCCGGCUCGAGCCGGCGGCGCUGCCCUCUCGGUCUCGGCCGCCAAGCUCAUCCUCGACUCGGUCACCAUCAUCAACGCCACCGCCACCGGCGGUGACCUGGUCUCGAUUGAGAGUGCCGGUGUCGGAUAUGGUGCUGGCAUCCUUGUUCGCGAUGGCGGUGAGCUCGUUGCCACCAACGUGACCGUGACUGGCUGCUCGGCUGCCCUUGUCGGUGGAGCUAUCGCCGCCGUCGGCCGCGAUACCCGCGUCACAGUCGUCGACUCGAUCUUGGCCGGCAACACUGCGCUCAUUGGUGGUGGCGCCGUCUUUGUCGAAGUCACCAGCGGCGUUUCGUCACUCUCGCUCCGCGGCUGUGCCGUUUACGACAACAUUGCGCCGGGUGAUCUCUCCGAGACCGUGCCCAUCUCCCACGGUGGCGCUUUGUCCGCUGUUGCUCUUUCAGGCGUUCUGGAACUCGAGCUCUCCGCUGGCACCUCGCUUGUGCGCAACUCGGCACUCUCGUCUGGUGGCGGUCUGUCAGUGCGUGCGACGCAGGCCGCCAGUGGCCGGGUUGUACUCGACGACGUGCGCAUCGCCGCAAACUUGGUGGCGGGCAGCGGCGGCGGCGCGCUCUUCUCUGCCGCCGACAUCUCGCAUCUCGACAUUGAGCUUCUUCACAAUGUGGUGUUUGAGGACAACGCCGCCGGUGAGUCUGGUGGUGGCGUCGCUUUUGUCACGCUCCCGCCGUUUGGACAACAAGACACGGCCUCGGGCUCCCUCAACAUCACCUGGGGCUCGGGCUUGCUCGCGCGCAACACUGCAGUCGAGCAUGGCGGCGGCAUAGCCGCGCUUGUCACUGCCGCUUUUCUGGUGCCCUCGCCACCGAUCGCGCUUGCUGCCCGUGGUACCGUCACCUUUGACGCCAACGUCGCAGGCCGUAUGGGCGGCGGCCUGGCGGCCUCGGGUCGCGCCGUGGUCUCCCUGGAUGCCCCAGUCUUUACGCGCAACCGGGCCGUCUUUGGCGGCGUUGUCGCCGCUGCGCCGACUGCCAGCUACCUUGUUGGCCCAACUUUGCCGUCGGGCUCGCGAUUUGCGGUCUCGGCCGCGUCGAUCCCCCCCGAGACCAUCACCGCCGCUGCCAUCCCCUGUGCCACCCGCGGGCGCGUCCGUCUCAACUCGCCGUCUGGCAGUGGCAACGGUGCUGUCUACGGUGGCGUCGGCUUUGCAUGCACCUCCAUUCUCGAGCUUGUUGGCCUCGACGCAGCGCUCCUUGAUGCAUCGCCCACAACUGCGACAUCCAAAGUCAGCGCCCCGCCCGCCGGUGGCGGCCUGGUCUUCACUUGCGUCCCGGCCUCUCUCCUCACCGCCGACGGCACGUGCGGCUCGCCGCUGCCUGACAUUGUCCCGCUCGUGCCGUUCACCUCGUUUGGCUCGGACAGCGAAGCUGGACUCACCGCCGGCACUGUCAACGCAUCGCUCGCCUCGCUGCGAGCAACGUAUGGCGUCAGUGCGGUGGCCGGUACUGCGCCAGCCCGGUUGGACUGGCUCACACUCCCGCCCGCCACCGUCUCUUCUGGCUUUGCGCCUGGCCCUGGCUCAAGCGACGUUUUGCUCUACGACGCACUCGGUGCGCUCUUGAGCGACAGAAACAUCCAUCUCGAGCUGCGACUGACGGCCGCCGAUGCCGCCGAUCGGUUUGCUUUUGUCACCGGCUCGCCGACGCUCGAGCUGGCCAGCAACCCGAUCUCGUUUGGCACCGUCGGCAUUGCGCUCCGUAUCGGCACGCCGCCUGGAUCCGAGGUCACCUUUGAAAUCGGAUUGGUGACGGCCGCCUUUACUUCCAGCUCGCCACAGGCUGCUGCCCUGCGCCUCACGGGAGCCAUGUCGCUCGAGGAGUGUCUGCCUGGUGCCGGCGUGCGUGUCGGCGGCGACAUCGGUGUCCUCGAGUGCGAGCUCUGCCCAGAGGGCACAUUCUCCAACGAGACCUCGCUCGAGCCUUGCCCAACAUGCGCCGGUGAGUCGCUGCUGUCAGGUGUAGACUCACAACUUGGAGUCAACUGCACCUGCCUCCCGUCGUUUUUCUCGCGCAACGGCAUCCAAAACGACAACUGCGAAGAGUGCCCCGAGGGCGGCGUCUGCCUCGGAGGCGCUGCGCUUCCUGUCGCCGCGCCAGGCUUUUCCCGCGCCUUUCCGUGCGCGCCGGGCUACGAUGGCUACCUGUGCAACGUCUGCCAGCGCGGGUACUUCUCAGACACAUCGGGUGGGUGCUCGCGGUGCUCAUCGCGAGCAACUCUGCUGUUUGGCCUCUUUGUCACCAUGGUGGUGGCCAUGGGCCUGUUCAUGCUUGCCGUCGUCCUCGUCGCCAUGCACCGCUCCGCCCUUUCGACGGUAGAGACGGUGACCGAGACCGGGCGCCCGCUGCGCCUGGUGCCGGCGACGGCGUCGAUGGCGGUUGUGGCCAUGCAGGUUGUCGGCGUCAUUGCCGACACCAACGUCUCGUGGAACUCGUCGGCACACUCGGUCCUGGACGCGUUCAACAUCUUCAACGUCGACGUCAAUCUGUUCGAGUCCGAGUGUGUGCUCGAGACGUUCUACACCACGUACUCGAUGUCGAUUCUCUUCCCGAUCCUCAUUGUUAUCUCCAUGCUCAUUGGCGCCGUCGUCGUCCGCCUCUGCCGCACACUCUUUUUCGUCUGCGGAGCACUGCCGGCGUUUUCCCUCCGCGCAGUGUGCGAGACGGCGGCCUUUACCUUUGGCCCGCUGCUCUACAUUCCGCUCUCGCGAGCGACGCUGGUUUACUUUGACUGCACCCGGCUGCCGAACGGGACAUGGGUGCUUGACUCCAAUCCGGGCAUCGAGUGCUUCACCUCGGAGUGGAUGCGCUACCUCGGCGGCGCCAUCGGCGCCGUCGUCAUCUACGUCUUUGGCAUGCCGACAUACUUUGCGGCCAUGCUUUACGCGCACCGCAAGACGCUGCUCGAGGAGACCACCGUUGUCCGCUACGGUCCGCUCUACCGGCUCUACUCGCAGUCGUACUUUUACAUGGAGGUAGCCAUUCUGGGCCAGCGGCUUGCGCUUGUCCUCCUCGCCACCUUUUUCUCGAAUCAGCAGCUCAUUCAGCUCUCGGGCAUCAUCGGCGUGCUCGGCGUCUCGCUCGCCCUCGUCGUCCGCCUCGAGCCAUACCUGUACAACAUCUACAACCGCACGUUUGUGCGGCUCAACGCCCUCCUUGCCAUCCUAGCCCUCGUCGCCAUCGGCAGCUACGCCGAGCGCUCGGCCGGAGGCUCGGCCGACACCUUCUUCAUCACCGCCGUCAUCGGCCUCGUCGCCGCCAUUGCCAUUGUCGCCGUCGUCUCCUUUGUCAUCGAAGUCCGCGGCAUCUACCGAGAGCGCAAGGGCUUCUUCUCCAACGUGGAUGUCCAGCGCCGCAAGCUCAUUGUCCACAUUCGCAAGACGCUUCCCGACCUUGACCCCGAGUUCCAGUCGGAAAUGGGCCGCGUCCUCGACUACUUCCAGCCACCCGACAGUAGCGCGCCGACGCGCAAGACGAGCGACAUCUACGAGGUCGACUGGGACAAGGCCGGUGCGGAUGUGGAGCUAGAUCUUAUUCUGUAGUUGCUGGAGAGGAGCAGAAAGAGAAGCAGAAAGAGAU
This is a messenger RNA of Thecamonas trahens ATCC 50062, 7513 nucleotides long. RefSeq lists its product as uncharacterized. Lineage: Eukaryota; Apusomonadida; Apusomonadidae. The record is from RefSeq and is a predicted model, not a curated record. The coding region runs from base 1 to 7476 and encodes 2491 amino acids. The transcript has 3 exons.